GAAUAAAUAAUCUAGACCGGCCCCCGGUGAGAGAAUUGGAAGUCCCCAGGUAUUAUUAUUAUUAAUUCCAGAGAUCCAGAUACUUCUCUGUGACGAUGUGCGUACAGUUGCCUAACCCUGCCUGGGCUGCUGUAGUGGUAAAUACAUACCAGUAAGUUCCCAGGUGGUACUCAGUCUACUUCCGAUCAAUACCAACCAGUACCGAACAGAGUUGGAGAAAUGAGGUGAUCAGUCGCCGAGGUACUGCUUUUCCCCUCUAGUCGAUUGUUCCUCAACUCUUUUGCUUUCCCCCGCCGGAUACAUACCAAUACGGUAACGAAUUCCUUUCCCCGCGCGGGUCUGACUAAACCGCCGGCAAAUGAUUUUCUGAAAGGCUUUUGGUUCAGUCGCCUUCCAUCAUCCAUUCAAAAGUCCCUUCUUCUUCUCUCCCAUCGCUUUCGAAUCUUUGGUACUCCUUAUCCACCUCUUCCUAUAUCGCACUACGUACAAACACCCAUUUGAGCCCCCGGUUUUAUCGCUCUGAGAUCUCUACCCCAACCCGCAGCCAUGACUGACAUCACCGCUGGGGAGGAUGUCCACCAGCCCCCCGCCCAUAUCCCUCCGGCACCGAUGGAGGACUAUCAGUUCCCCGAACUCCGCCUGAAGCGCAAGAUGGAUGACCCGGAGAAGACCCCUUUGCUACUGGUUGCUUGUGGUUCUUUCUCGCCCAUUACUUACUUGCAUCUGCGUAUGUUCGAAAUGGCAGCCGAUUACGUCAAAUUCAGCACGAACUUUGAACUCAUCGGCGGAUAUCUCUCUCCGGUGUCGGAUGCCUAUCGCAAGGCCGGUUUGGCCGCUGCAGAGCAUCGAAUCGCUAUGUGCCAACUUGCAGUGGACCAAACCUCCGACUGGCUAAUGGUUGAUACAUGGGAGCCAAUGCAGAAGGCAUACCAACCAACUGCCGUCGUGCUCGAUCAUUUCGACCACGAGAUCAACACUGUCCGAGAGGGAAUUGAAGCCGCAGACGGCACACGGAAGCCCGUACGUAUCGCUCUUCUGGCAGGAGCUGAUCUGAUCCAUACCAUGUCGACCCCGGGAGUGUGGAGUGAAAAGGAUUUGGACCACAUUCUUGGCAAAUAUGGUUCUUUUAUUGUUGAACGCAGCGGAACGGACAUCGAUGAAGCGCUUGCUGCACUGCAGCCCUGGAAGGACAAUAUCCAUGUGAUUCAACAGCUGAUUCAGAACGACGUCAGCAGCACCAAGAUUCGUCUUUUCCUCAGACGUGAGAUGAGCGUCCGUUACUUAAUCCCGGUGCCGGUCAUCCGCUAUAUCGAACAGCACCGCCUGUACGGAGACGAUAGCACGACAACCAACUCCACAUCCGACAAAGGCAAGGGGAAACAGGAGUCUAGCAAGUCAGGUUGAUACCCUCAGACCUUGCAAUCGUGUUAGCCCCUUUAGCCACGCAUAAGAGUACGGAUCAGCCCCUUUCUGCUAUCACGCGGCAGAGAGGGCCCAGCUGCUGAGAGCUUUGCGCGCUAUGAGAAAAUCCCUUGUUACUUAUCU
Aspergillus pseudonomiae is the source of this 1545-nucleotide messenger RNA. Its product is annotated as nicotinamide/nicotinic acid mononucleotide adenylyltransferase. NCBI's taxonomy places the organism in Eukaryota, Fungi, Ascomycota, Eurotiomycetes, Eurotiales, Aspergillaceae. Gene Ontology annotation, molecular function: nicotinate-nucleotide adenylyltransferase activity; nicotinamide-nucleotide adenylyltransferase activity. The transcript is spliced from 3 exons. Gene Ontology annotation, biological process: NAD+ biosynthetic process. Bases 547 to 1404 code for a protein of 285 amino acids. The record is from RefSeq and is a predicted model, not a curated record.